Molecule: messenger RNA, 144 nt
Organism: Sclerotinia sclerotiorum 1980 UF-70
Lineage: Eukaryota; Fungi; Ascomycota; Leotiomycetes; Helotiales; Sclerotiniaceae
Exons: 1
Coding region: 1-144 (47 amino acids)
Source: RefSeq, a predicted model, not a curated record
AUGACCGAUUUAGAAGAGGAGGUGUUUAUUCAGUAUAUAAUUGAUAUAGAUGAGAGAGGGUUUGCAUCUAAAUUAAGUAAUGUAGAAGAUAUGGCGAAUUAUAUUCUUGAAUUACAGAGGGCGAAGAAGAUUAGAAAACUUUAG